AUGUCUCGCUACCAAUUUAUCUCGUUGGCCACCAAGCCAUCCGCCCAGCUCUGCUACAGCUUCUAUCCGGCAGUAGGCGCGGCAAACUCUUGCUUAGUAGUGUUUGUCAACGGCCUCGGGCUACCGCAGAGCUCGUGGGAGGGUGUCAUCGAGCGUCUCCAGGCACAGCCUCCCGCCUCGGGGCUGCCCGCCAUGUUGACCUAUGACCGCUAUGGCCAGGGCCAGACCACCGACCGUGAUCCUGGCGACAUCCGCGCCGAGGAUCCCAUGCACGGGCAUGAUACCUUGACUGUAGUGCGGGAUCUACACCAGCUACUCACCCAGAUCGCCUCCGAUAAGAUGGGUACUGAGCUUAGCCGCCUACCGCUCGUUGUGGUCUCGAAUUCCAUCGGCGGCGCCCUGGCUCGGCUCUAUGCCCAAGAGCAUCCCGGCACUGUGGCAGGUCUUCUGUUCCUGGACAGUGUCCUCGCGAAUUCCGAUUUUGUUUCCAUCUACCCCGACCCAGACGCGUCUGGGUUUGAUCUGGCCAGCUUGCCCGAAGGGGUGACGGCAGAUGCUCUCCGUGCAGCCCGGGCGUACAUGCAACGCUUUGAGGCGUUCGAGGUGGAAUUCGAGCGAAUGGGUGGUGCUCCCCCGCGACUUACUGAGGUCUACAUGAACCCUUACUGGCAUCGUUUCAACGAGGGGUUGGCUCAGCUCACUGAGCCGGAGCGCAGCAAGGGUCCCCUCCAGGCUCCCGGGGCUGGUCACUUCAUUCAGAAGGAUAACCCAGACAUCGUCUGUAAUGAAAUUCGUGAGAUUCUGGAGAGGAUUAGUUGAGAUCCGAGCGCAAAACCAGAACAGAUUUCAAACCGCCUUUGUAUGUACUAUACUAUAUUUAGGUCCCUUCGACCCAGAUUUACCCGGUGCUUCUCCUCAUUCACUUACCACACACGAGGAUUGCCAGCGCCCGUGGCGCAAUUCCCUGUGUAAUGCGGCGGGACAGGGCACGGUCUUGUGUGUGACUCGUGGACGUUGUGAAUUCAUUUCACUCUUUGAGGUAAGGUAGGGCUACGGAUGUCAUGUGCAUGACCCGGUUGAGUUAUCAACAGCCUUGGGAAAGAGUCUAAUGGACUGAUAUGUAGCAACAAAUAGAGGCUUGCUUCAAAGAAAGUACAGUCGAAGCUGAAUGCCUGAAAGAAUUGAUGACGAAAUGCUUCAAUAUAUAGUGGGACUUGUCUGCGUAGCUCUGGCAGAAUGGGGGACAGACAGAAACCGGUCCCGGUUGGCUCGCACACUUAUCAACAUGGUCC
This is a messenger RNA of Aspergillus saccharolyticus JOP 1030-1, 1292 nucleotides long. RefSeq names its product alpha/beta fold hydrolase. Bases 1 to 819 code for a protein of 272 amino acids. The record is from RefSeq and is a predicted model, not a curated record. The transcript has 2 exons. NCBI's taxonomy places the organism in Eukaryota, Fungi, Ascomycota, Eurotiomycetes, Eurotiales, Aspergillaceae.